This is a messenger RNA of Drosophila ficusphila, 1778 nucleotides long. It is a transcript of the gene Gr66a, whose product is annotated as gustatory receptor for bitter taste 66a. Lineage: Eukaryota; Metazoa; Arthropoda; Insecta; Diptera; Drosophilidae. The record is from RefSeq and is a predicted model, not a curated record. The coding region runs from base 99 to 1685 and encodes 528 amino acids. The transcript is spliced from 2 exons. Gene Ontology annotation, biological process: sensory perception of taste. Gene Ontology annotation, cellular component: axon; dendrite; membrane.
ACAGGGGGUCCAUUUAAUUAGGCUAAGUGCAAGUUGCAAGUAAUGGUUUAACGUUGGCCGAAGUUGGUCAUUCAAAGUUCUAGUUUCCGACGGACGACAUGGCACAGUCAGAAGAUCUAGUUCAACCCCUGCUGCAGCAGUUCCAGCAACUGUUCUUUAUAUCGAAAAUAGCCGGGAUUUUGCCUCAGGACCUGGAAAAGUUUCGAUCGAGAAACCUGCUGGAGAAAUCCCGUAAUGGAAUGGUUUACAUGAUUGGCACUCUGGUUGUCUACGUGGCUCUCUAUAAUGUCCUAAUUUAUUCGUUUGGGGAGGAGGACCGCACGCUCAAGGCUUCUCAGAGCACCUUGACCUUCGUUAUUGGCUUGUUCCUGACCUAUAUUGGACUCAUUAUGAUGGCCACUGACCAGUUGACCGCCCUCCGAAACCAAGGCAGGUUAGGAGAGCUUUAUGAGCGCAUUCGCCUUGUGGACGAGCGUUUGUACAAAGAAAAAUGUGUGAUAGAUAACAGCACAAUUGGUCGGCGGAUCCGGAUUAUGCUCAUCAUGACGGUCAUCUUUGAGUUGUCUAUUUUAUUGGCCACCUUUAUCAAACUGGUGGACUAUUCGCAGUGGAUGUCCUUGCUGUGGAUUGUAUCCGCCAUACCCACAUUCAUCAACACGCUGGACAAGAUCUGGUUUGCCGUUUCAUUGUAUGCGUUGAAGGAGCGUUUCGAGGCCAUAAACGAUACUCUGGAAGAGCUGGUCGCCACGCACGAGAAAUAUAAGAUGUGGCUCCGCGGAGACCAGGAGACAGCACCUCCUUUAGACAGCUCGCAGCCGCCCCAGUAUGAUAGCAAUCUAGAGUAUCUGUACAAGGAACUUGGGGGCCUCGACAUGGGUUCUAUCGGAAAAAGUUCUGUCUCUGGCUCGGGAAAGAAUAAGGUGGCACCGGUGGCCCACUCGAUGAACUCAUUUGGUGAGCUAAUCGAUGCGGCGACAGGUAAACCUCCACCGAAUCCCCUUGCCUCCAACAUGGUUCAUGAAAGCGAGCUGGGAAAUGCAGCCAAAGUGGAGGAGAAGCUGAACAACCUGUGCCAAGUGCACGACGAGAUCUGUGAGAUCGGCAAGGCCAUGAACGAGCUGUGGAGCUAUCCCAUCUUGGCCCUAAUGGCCUAUGGAUUUCUUAUUUUUACCGCACAAUUGUAUUUUCUUUACUGCGCUACUCAGUACCAGUCGAUUCCGUCGCUUUUUCGCUCCGCCAAGAAUCCAUUCAUCACGGUCAUCGCACUAAGUUAUACGUCCGGAAAGUGUGUGUACCUCAUCUACCUAAGCUGGAAGACAUCCCAGGCCUCUAAACGCACUGGGAUUAGUCUCCAUAAGUGCGGUGUGGUGGCGGAUGAUAACCUUCUCUACGAAAUAGUGAACCACUUGUCGCUGAAGCUGCUUAACCACUCAGUGGACUUCUCUGCCUGCGGCUUCUUUACCCUGGACAUGGAGACACUUUAUGGAGUAAGUGGUGGGAUCACCAGCUACCUGAUCAUCUUGAUCCAGUUCAAUUUGGCCGCUCAGCAGGCCAAAGAAGCCAUUCAAACUUUUAACUCGCUGAAUGACACCGCCGGCUUAGUUGGAGCGGCUAGCGAUAUGGGCAAUGGCAGCUCAACAUUGCACGAUAUGGUGACCACCACCAUGCUUACCCCGACGGGCUAGAUCUUUGCAUGGAUGUUGAUGUUUUUUCAAAGUAUAAGGCACAUCUUGGCACUUUUAUUAUGUAUCUGGCACUAAAUAAACUCUCACGACGCA